AUGUUACUAUUACUAAUCAUUAUCAAUAUCUUUUUAAUUUUCGGAUCUGUACAUGGACGAAAAGAAGAAGAAGAUUUACGUUAUAUGGCUAGUUUGUCUGAACCAUUAGAAAGUACACUUGAAUGGGAUUAUAAUGAUAAAGAUGAAACAGAACUUAUUUUUCGAUGGAAUAUUACAUUAAUAAAUGGUUAUAGUGGUUUACUUGCAUUUUCAAAUCAUGAUUUAGAUACAAAUAACUUAGAUGUUAUCAUCUAUGGUAAUGAUAAUCAAGUCUAUAAUGGAUAUACAGAUGAAGAAAGUUUAUUAUUUAUACCAAAGAAUGGCAUUGAAUUAAAAUAUCGAAUAGAAAAGAAAGAAAGUAUUGAAAAUGAAAGAAAACAUAAGAUAACAAUACGAAUUAAACGACCAUUUGAUACAUGUGAUGAAGAACAACGAAAUUAUAUUAUUGAUCAUGGAACAAUUAAUUUAUUAACUGGUUCAUUAACACGAAAAGAUUUUCAAAAAAUUAAACAUCAAAAUGAAGUUAAAGUUGAUGUCAUACGUAUGAAUUUAACAUUACAACGCGUUCAAUUACUUAAAAGUCAAGUUGUUUUUCCACCAGUUCCUGAUGACGCUCCACAUCUUGAUUAUUUAAAUCAAGAUGUUCUAAUACCUGAUGAUGAAACAACAUAUUGGUGUACACGCUUCGAAUUACCAUCUUUUAUUAUGGAACGAUCUCAUCAUAUCAUACGAUUCGAUGGUGUAAUAUCACCACAAAGUGAAGGCAUAGUACAUCAUAUGGAAUUAUUUCAUUGUGAUGUUGAUCCUGAUAUGCAAAUUCCAGCAUAUAAUGAUCGAUGUACAAGUGAAGAAAAACCAAUGGGUUUAACACCUUGUCGUCGUGUUAUUGGAGCUUGGGCAUAUGGUGCAGCAAAUUUUUUUUAUCCUGAAGUAGCUGGAGGUAUCAUAGGUGGUCCAAGAACAUCUCAUUUUCUCGUACUUGAAGUACAUUUUAAUAAUCCUUAUUUUAAAAAAGGUAUCAUUGAUCAAUCAGGUAUACGUAUUUAUUAUACUCCAAAAUUAAGAAAAUAUGAUGCUGGCAUUAUGGAAGUUGGACUUGAAUAUAAUCCAAAAAAUUCUGUUCCACCAGGAUCUAGUGCAUUCCGUGUUUCUGGUUAUUGUAAUAGUGAAUGUACUCAAGUAGGUUUACCAUCAAAAGGUAUUGUCAUAUUCGCAUCUCAACUUCAUACACAUCUUAAUGGUAUACAAACAUUUACUCGUGUGUUAAAACGAGAUGGUCGAAUUAUAACACUUAAUAUUGAUCGACAUUAUAGUCCUCAUUUUCAAGAAAUUCGUCUUUUACCAAAACCAAUUAAAAUCGAACGAGGUGACACAAUUAUUCAUACAUGUAUUUAUAAUACAGAAAUCCGAAAAAAUAUGACAUUUGGUGGAUAUGGUAUUAAUGAUGAAAUGUGUGUUAAUUAUAUGCACUAUUAUCCAAGAAGUAGUCUUGAAUUAUGUAAAACAAGUAUAAGAGAUGAUGCACUUAAUCGAUUUUUUCAAGUCAUGAAAAAAUACUUUCAUGCAAAAACCAGUAUUGAUCAAACGAUUUAUGAAAACUAUAGAUCAAUUCAUUGGACUCCAAUAACAUCAUCUAUACUUCAAACAUUUUAUGAAGAAGCACCUAUUCAUCUUUCAUGUAAUGGUUCUGACGGAAAUUACUUACCCAAAUAUAAUUGGCAAAGUGAUUAUUUUCCUCAAGAACCUCAACAACGUGAUGUACCCCUCGAUACAGCACAGUGCAAAUGA
This is a messenger RNA of Rotaria sp. Silwood2, 1788 nucleotides long. NCBI's taxonomy places the organism in Eukaryota, Metazoa, Rotifera, Eurotatoria, Philodinida, Philodinidae. The record is from the annotation of a GenBank genome assembly.